Messenger RNA from Paramecium octaurelia, 548 nucleotides. Lineage: Eukaryota; Ciliophora; Oligohymenophorea; Peniculida; Parameciidae. The record is from the annotation of a GenBank genome assembly.
AGAUCCUCUAAAAAGUAUAACAAAUGAUGAGAACAAAUCACUAAUUGAAGUUCAAUCACUUUUUUGUAUAGCAUAAUUAUAUCUAUUACAUGAAUUAGAAUUGACCAAUUCAGAAAUUAUCCAUAGUUAGUAUAUAAACUCUUUCUACAAUUCUAUUAAUAUUAAGCAUAGUACGAUUAUUAUUUACCUGAAAUGUUUAAAUACUGUUCCCUAAUUUUAUGCAAAUGAUGAAAACACAGUCAGGCUCAUAAGGGUCAUUUUAUGGAAUUAACCUGCUUAAAUAGUAGAUAGGUGCCCGGACCAUUUCAAAAAAAAUUAAGGAUACUAAUCUAGGGUAAUUAUAAUUAGUAUAAAACUAAGAUCCUUAAAUGAAAUUAAAAAUAGGAUUUUUUGUGUCAACAUACAUCAUAAAUUGCAAUCGGUAUUUUAUUGAUAAUUAAUCAAUAAUGAAGUUAGAGAAUUCUAAUGGUAAAUUUCUUGAUGGAAAUCUCUAAACAGGAAUCAGCGGAGAGACCUUAGUAAGCUGUGCUCUAUUUACCUAUGAAUGA